CUUAAUUUUUUUUGGCAACUAAAUUUUAAGGAAAAAUAAUAACAAAGAGAUAUGUCUGCUUAUACAAAAUUCAAAAUUGUUUCAAUGCUCUCAUUUUCAGGGCCACGAGUUCAACGUUUCAGCACAGGUUGUCAAAAUGAUGGGGGUGCAAGGAAAGACGCCGACAAAAAUGAGUCCAACCUGAAAACAGAAAUCAAAUUCGAUGCUUUUAAAUUGUCCAAGGAUAAGGUCAAAGGAAAUUGUUUUGUUAGCGACGCCAAUGCAAAUUAUAUGGAAUAUCUCUUCUCGAAAUGGAUUAAGGACCCCAAUUCUGUACAUAAGUCCUGGCAGCUAUAUUUUAAUGACGUUUUGCAAAGUAAGAAUGUAGGGAAAAUAGAAAGUUUUUCGCGCACAGCAACUCAGAAUCUAGAUACUCUGCCCGAGAACUGUGCCUCAUUUGAUGCAGCGCUAGAAAAAUUGGGUGACGUCGAUUUUUAUGAUCUGUGCGCCAAACUGGAGUUAGCCAAGGCAGCGAAAUCUGUUAAGGAUACUCAAAAUGCCGUUGAAACAACAAUUGUUGGAAGUUUAACCGAUUCCGUUGAAAAAACAGCUCAGAAAGAAAAAUCAGUAGACUUAACCGAUUCCGUUGGAGUAACUACUCCGAAGGAAGGAUCUGGCAGUUCAACCGAUUCUGUUGAAAUAAUUGAUCAGAAAGAAAAAUCGAAUAGUUCAAACGAUUCAGCUGAAAUGACUUCGAAGCCGCCCGCGCAAGAGAAAAACUACGUGAUUGGAACUAUAAUAUUAAGUCCAACUACCGAAGAUAUGCCUGUCUCCCAAAAUGUAAAAGAGGAAGCCAAGAAACCGAAACACAGAGAUAGUUUAAAGAUCAUAGCCAAGCCCAAGCGACAGCAACCAAACAAAACGACUUCCAAGAAAGACAAAAUUGAACCGAAGAAACCAGUUGAGCUGGCCGAGCAUCUGCGGGCUGUGGAACGUGUUAAGGAGGCUUUGAAGGAGAAACCCUUUUGUACGCGACGAGAUUUUAUCAAAUCGCAGCUGGAACGCAUUGAAAAGAUGAAGGGUCACAAGUCCUUGGACCGAAAGAAGCCCGAAGAAAUUGUCAAAAUUAUAGCGAAGAGUCCAAAGCCAGAGGAGAAGCCACGCAAAUAGAAACUUGACGGUAUUCAAUAUAUUUCGAAUCUCGGCAUGCUCUGUGGAAAACUUAAUACUUCAAAUAGAUGUAAAAAUAGUAAAAUUCUCUGACAAAUAAAAAUUGAUUUACAUUUUAAAACGCAAAUAAUUCAUAUAGUUUAUCAUGUAAUUCAGAGAAAGCAUAAAAAAAAAAGCAAAAGAAAAAUACGGAAAAGUUGCCAAUCAAAAUUAAAAAUUUUCUUCAAAAUUAGCGUGAAGUUUUAAAAGUAGCUUUAUACUGCGGGUGCGCAGCCAUGAAUCCCAGCCAAGGCCGUCUCGGACAAACAAUAUUGGCCCAGAGCCUGCGGCACGAAUACACGCGCUAUAAUGCGGCACAGCGGGCGCUGCUAAUAGCCAAAAAGCAGUAUUCAAAAAAAAAGGGAACCACCGAUGAAGCCGACAGUUUGGCCAACGGCGGCAAUGCCAUUUACAUUGACAAAUUGUAUUCGAAGUGGUCCAAGGAUCCCGGCUCCGUGGAUCAGUCCUGGGAUGCCUACUUCAGUGGCAAGCCACGCAGCAUAUCGUCGGCACGUCAGCGUCAGCCCAAGAAACGUAAAUGGCAACCAACCUCAGUGGCAGAACGUGCCGGAUCUACUGCUCCGACUCCUGCUCCGGAGGCCGACUGGAAGUACAUAGACGAUCAUUUGGUCGUACAGGCCAUUAUUAGAGCCUACCAGACGCGCGGUCAUCUGGCCGCUGAUUUGGAUCCGUUGGGCAUUGUGGGACCAACUGGCCAUUCCCUCGCCACGGAUGACAAGAAGAUGCAGGCCGCGAGGGCUGUGCUGCGACAGCAUUAUUCCUACAUCUUCAAUGAUUUGAAUGCCCUGUUCAAGCUACCCAAGUCCACGUUGAUUGGCGGCGACGAGCAGUUCCUGCCGCUUCGAGAAAUUCUGGAUCGCUUGGAACGGGUCUAUUGCGGUCAUAUUGGUGUGGAGUACAUGAUGAUAACGUCGAUCUUUAAGAGCAACUGGAUACGCCAGCACUUUGAGAAGCCCGGCGUGAUCAACUUCAAGCCCGAAGAGAAGAAACUGAUCCUUGAGCGUCUAACACGCUCCACGGGCUUUGAGAACUUUUUGGCUAAAAAAUUCAGCUCCGAGAAGCGCUUCGGACUGGAGGGUUGCGAUAUUAUGAUACCCGUCAUGAAGGAGAUUAUCGAUCAGUCGAACAAGUGUGGCGUCGAGUCCGUCCUCAUUGGCAUGGCGCAUCGCGGACGUCUGAAUGUCUUGGCCAAUGUCUGUCGCAAGCCGAUGAAGGAGAUUCUAUCCCAGUUUCAUGGCCUGAAAGCCACCGACUCGGGCUCCGGUGAUGUCAAAUACCAUUUGGGUCUGUUUACGGAGCGCCUGAAUCGGCAGUCCAAUAAGAACGUGCGCAUCACCGUUGUGGCCAAUCCGUCGCAUCUGGAGUUCGUUAAUCCGGUGGUGCUGGGCAAGGCACGCGCCGAGAUGUUCCUGCGCGGUGACUAUCAGGGCAAUAAGGUUCUGCCCAUGCUGAUACACGGCGAUGCGUCGUUCUGCGGCCAGGGCGUUGUCUACGAGUCCAUACACAUGUCCGAUCUGCCGUCGUACACCACGCACGGAACAAUUCAUGUCGUGUCCAACAAUCAGGUGGGCUUCACCACAGAUCCGCGCUUCUCCCGCUCCUCCCGCUACUGCACGGAUGUUGCUCGCGUUGUCAACGCGCCCAUAUUCCAUGUGAAUGCCGACGAUCCGGAGGCGUGCGUGCACUGCGCCCGUGUUGCUGCACUUUGGCGGGCGAAAUUCCACAAGGAUGUGGUCAUUGAUAUUGUCGGCUAUCGCCGCAAUGGCCACAACGAGGCCGACGAGCCGAUGUUCACCCAGCCUCUCAUGUACCAGCGCAUACGCAAGCUCAAGAACUGCACGGUGCAGUAUGCGGAGAAGCUCACCCGGGAUGGGGUUAUCAAAAUGGACGAAUACACGGAAAUGGUCAAGAAGUAUGAUACUAUCUGCAAUGAGGCCUUCGAAGAGUCCAAGAAGAUAAAAACAUUUAAGAAUUCCCAUUGGCUGGAUUCCCCUUGGCCCGGCUAUUUCCAGGGCCGAGAUCGUCUAAGGGUGUGUCCAACGGGAGUUAACAUGAAAAUUCUACAGCAUAUUGGCGAAAUAUAUUCCUCGCCGCCGCCACCUGAACAUAAGUUCGAAGUGCACAAAGGCAUCCUGCGUAUUUUGGGCCUGCGCAAGAACAUGAUUAAGGAGAAGGUAGCCGAUUGGUCGCUGGGCGAGGCAUUUGCCAUUGGCUCGCUGGUUAAGGAUGGCAUACAUGUGCGCAUAUCCGGGCAGGAUGUGGAGCGCGGCACCUUCUCGCAUCGUCAUCAUGUGCUGCACCAUCAGACAAAGGACAAAGCGUGCUACAAUUCGCUGCAGCAUCUGUAUCCCGAUCAGGCGCCCUACGAUGUCUGCAACAGCUCGUUGUCGGAGUGCGCCAUCUUGGGCUUCGAAAUGGGCUAUUCGAUGGCCAAUCCCAACACCCUGGUCAUCUGGGAGGCGCAGUUCGGCGACUUCGCCAACACCGCCCAGCCCAUCAUAGACACCUUCUUGGCCAGCGGCGAGACCAAAUGGGUGCGUCAAUCCGGCCUGUGUGUGUUCCUGCCCCACAGCAUGGAGGGCAUGGGCCCUGAGCAUUCGUCCGGUCGCAUCGAACGCUUUCUACAACUCAGCGAUGAUGAUCCCGAUUGCUUUCCGGACAUGUGCGACUCGGAUCAUGUGGCCCGCCAGCUGAUGAACGUCAAUUGGAUUGUGACCAAUCUGACGACGCCAGCGAAUCUCUUCCAUGCACUGCGGCGUCAGGUGGCCAUGGGUUUCCGCAAGCCUCUAAUCAAUUUCUCACCCAAAUCUCUGCUGCGUCAUCCAAAGGCGCGCAGUCCUUUCCGUGACUUCAACGAGUGCAGCGCGUUCCAGCGCGUCAUACCCGACACGGGUAACGCCUCCCAAUGCCCGGAAAUCGUCAAACAGUUGGUUUUCUGCACGGGCAAAGUAUACUACGAUCUGCUCAAGGAGCGCGAGGAUCACCAGCAGGAACAAACUUGCGCCCUCGUGCGCGUGGAGCAGAUCUGCCCGUUUCCCUAUGAUCUGGUCUUGGAGCAGGUUAAAAAGUAUGAAAAAGCAGAGCUCGUCUGGUUUCAGGAGGAGCACAAGAACCAAGGCGCCUGGAGCUAUGUCCAGCCGCGCUUCGACACAACCCUUCUGCAGAUGGAGGCCGACAACCGUGGCAUUACCUAUCUCGGACGAGCACCAAACUCGGCCUCAUCCACAGGGAACAAGGCGCAGCAUUAUACCGAAUAUAAUGCUAUAAUGACUAGCCUCUUUGGCGAACUGACCGAGGAGAAUAAGAAGCGCAUUAAGGAGAUUAAGGAGCAGGAGCAAAAAGCGGCAAUCAAACAGUCCGAAGCUAGCUUGGUGAAAGCAAAACAGGCCAAAAUGAAAGAGGACCCAAAUAAGAAGGGCGAAAAGAAGGAGGGCGAUAAGAAGGAGGGCGAAAAGAAGGAGGGCGGCCCAAAGGGGGAUCAAAAGGCAGGUGCCAAGGGAGCGCCACCAGCACCAGCAGGAAAAGCUGAAACACCGAAACCGUCCGCAAAGGCGGCACCCGCUGCAGCAGCAGGGCCACCAUCAAAAACUUCACCCUCUCCGGCACAUAAAUCCUCGGCAGCAGAGGCACGAGCAACGGCAGCGGCUCCAUCACCAGCACGUAACCCUGGACAAGAAAGAGAUUCAGGAAAGAAACCUAAAUUAGCUCAAAAAGAAGUUGUACCGUCAGAUAAAUCAAAAGAUGAUAGAGAAGCACCCAAAAGAGCUGCUGACAGAGAUAACAAGCAAGGUAAAGAUGAAAAUAAAUCUUGUAAACGAUCGAAAAAAUCUGAAGAUGAAGCGGCUCCCGAUGAUCCCACAAGCAGCCUGUAAAAAUCUAAAGAGGUGAACAAAAUUUCAGUCUUUCAGAAUUUUGUUUACAAAAAAAAAUCCAAGUAUUGUAUUAAAACUAAAAUAUAAAGUCUUUAGUUAAUGACA
Messenger RNA from Drosophila montana, 5186 nucleotides. RefSeq names its product 2-oxoglutarate dehydrogenase-like, mitochondrial. Gene Ontology annotation, molecular function: oxoglutarate dehydrogenase (succinyl-transferring) activity; thiamine pyrophosphate binding. Gene Ontology annotation, cellular component: oxoglutarate dehydrogenase complex; mitochondrion. The transcript has 9 exons. Bases 1425 to 5081 code for a protein of 1218 amino acids. Gene Ontology annotation, biological process: tricarboxylic acid cycle. The record is from RefSeq and is a predicted model, not a curated record. Lineage: Eukaryota; Metazoa; Arthropoda; Insecta; Diptera; Drosophilidae.